Molecule: messenger RNA, 1386 nt
Organism: Micropterus dolomieu (smallmouth bass)
Lineage: Eukaryota; Metazoa; Chordata; Actinopteri; Centrarchiformes; Centrarchidae
Product: probable gluconokinase
Exons: 6
Coding region: 365-934 (189 amino acids)
Cellular component (GO): cytoplasm
Molecular function (GO): gluconokinase activity
Source: RefSeq, a predicted model, not a curated record
GCCAUGGUACGAGCAAAUAAGUAAUUCAAGUAGGAGAUACUGCGCUCGUGGUGUUUUAUUAUAUCGCCUCUUUGGAACAACACAGCUUUUUGGGUGGCGUUUCGUGUGGUUGCAUCGUUUUUACCUGUAAAAUGAGUUUUGUUUAGGUAAAACCAUAGUAUUUAAUUUCUUAUUGUCUUAGUAAGCCUCUGAAAAAGGAUGAAGAGUUUUAACGUUACAAAUCAGAACUACUAAUAUGCUUAGUGACAGUAUGCUACACAUGUGCGGGGUAAGAAACGACUGUAUGAGUAAGUUAAGAUCCCAGCAGCUGCGGAAGUUGUAAGGACAGGACCUUCCUUCAGGUGUCUGAGGAUCCACAGGCAGGAUGAUCUACAUCAUAAUGGGAGUCUCAGGCUGUGGAAAAAGCACGUUAGGGGCCUUCCUAUCAGAAAAGCUGGGCUGGCCCCUGCAUGAAGGGGAUAACUUCCACCCAAAGGAGAACAUUGAGAAAAUGGCUCGUGGUGAACCACUCACAGACCAGGACAGAUUGCCUUGGCUUCUCAAACUACAUGAAGUCAUUGAGAGAGUAAGGUGUUCAGGCUGUGAUGCUCUCGUGGUGUGCUCCGCCCUGAAGCGCCUGUACAGACAGAUCCUGCUCUAUGGCUCCAAAGCCAUCGCACCCUCUUCCCUUCCAGACCAAGAAUUCCUGCCUCCCACCAGCCCUGAUGUCUUUUUUCUCUUUCUGCAUGGCAACUACGAUCUCAUUCACCAGAGGAUGGUGGCCCGGAGGGGACAUUACAUGAAAGAAGACCUGCUGCGUUCCCAGUUUGAUGUUUUAGAGCCUCCGUCGGAUGAGGAGAAUGUGUUGCCACUGGACAUCAGGAGGAGCAUCCCUGAUAUGGCCACGGAGGUCGAGAAGCACAUCACCAGCCUCAAGUCAUCACCAAUGCCUUAACCACCGCAGCAGGUCAAAAGAGAUCUUCAUCAUCAUCUUCAUGUUCUCAAGUGUGUUCAGUUUUUAGCCAUGCUAAUAGCGUGGCUCUGGGGAUAGUCCACCACUGCUCAACAACUAUAAGGAUUGCUGGAAGAUGGUCCCUACGUGAAUUCUCUUGACUUCUGUGAUCCUCUUCCUCUAGCACCACCAGCCAGACAAAGUUUUCACUUAUUCAGUGUGAUGUUCUUUGGUGACUUUUCACCUUCAGUACAUAAUGAAGAAGAUAAUCUGUAUGAUCUUGUGGUGCAUUUGUGAUUCUAAAAAAAACUGCUGCUGUUUAGCUGAAAACAUUUCAGAGCCCAAGAGCCAUUUCAAUAUAAGCUGUGAGUGUUGGAUAGUGCAAAGGUUUGAAUUGUGACCAAAAAGUUGUUUUUUUGUGAAAUAAAAUUUAGGUUAGACAUUUUAUAUCUGAA